Molecule: messenger RNA, 1839 nt
Organism: Nakaseomyces glabratus
Lineage: Eukaryota; Fungi; Ascomycota; Saccharomycetes; Saccharomycetales; Saccharomycetaceae
Gene: SNF1
Product: AMP-activated serine/threonine-protein kinase catalytic subunit SNF1
Biological process (GO): protein phosphorylation; intracellular signal transduction
Cellular component (GO): cytoplasm
Molecular function (GO): ATP binding; protein serine/threonine kinase activity
Source: RefSeq, a predicted model, not a curated record
AUGGAGAACAAGGAGCAUCAUCACCACCACCAUCACCACCAUCACCACCAUUCUAAUGGGUCCUAUGUGAGCAACAAGGUGUCCUCGCUGGCUGAUGGUUCUCGUGUUGGUAAUUACCAAAUUGUGAAGACGCUUGGAGAAGGUUCCUUUGGUAAAGUGAAGCUGGCAUACCAUGUAACCACUGGGCAGAAAGUGGCAUUGAAGAUCAUUAACAAGAAAGUGUUGGCCAAGUCUGAUAUGCAAGGCCGUAUUGAGCGUGAGAUAUCGUACCUGAGGUUGCUGAGACACCCACAUAUCAUCAAACUGUAUGAUGUCAUCAAGUCUAAGGACGAAAUUAUCAUGGUUAUCGAGUAUGCAGGCAAUGAGUUGUUCGAUUACAUUGUGCAGAGGAAUAAGAUGAGUGAGCAGGAGGCCAGGAGGUUCUUCCAGCAGAUUAUCAGUGCAGUAGAGUACUGCCACAGACAUAAGAUUGUACAUAGAGACUUGAAGCCGGAGAACUUGUUGUUGGACGAACACUUGAAUGUCAAGAUUGCCGAUUUCGGUUUGUCUAAUAUCAUGACAGAUGGUAACUUCUUGAAGACUUCUUGUGGUUCACCAAAUUACGCGGCACCAGAGGUUAUUAGUGGGAAACUGUAUGCAGGUCCUGAAGUCGAUGUGUGGUCCUGCGGUGUCAUUUUAUAUGUCAUGCUUUGUCGUCGUUUGCCCUUCGAUGAUGAAAGCAUUCCAGUGUUGUUCAAGAACAUUAGCAACGGUGUCUACACUUUGCCAAAGUUUUUGUCACCUGGAGCUUCUGAUCUUAUUAAGAGAAUGCUUAUUGUUAACCCAUUGAACAGAAUAAGUAUCCAUGAAAUAAUGCAGGAUGAAUGGUUCAAAGUUGAUCUGGCAGAGUAUUUAGUCCCACAGGAUUUGAAACAGCAAGAACAGUUCAACAAAAAGUCAGGAAAUGAAGAAAAUGUGGAAGAGAUUGACGACGAAAUGGUUGUUACUCUAUCGAAGACCAUGGGAUAUGAUAAGGAUGAAAUUUACGAAGCCUUGGAAUCCUCUGAAGAUACACCAGCUUAUAACGAGAUAAGAAAUGCAUACAUUCUGAUUAAGGACAACAAGUCUUUGAUCAAGGACAUGAAGCAAGAUAAUAAUGUAACACAAGAACUGGAUACGUUCCUUUCGCAAUCUCCUCCAACAUUCCAGCAGAAUGGUGAUGGUAUGAAGGCAUCGGAAGAUCAAAAGAAAAAACACAGUGGGAGAAGACUUGCUUCUUCGGUAACUCAGCAAAGGACGUUCCACCAACCUCCGUUUAUGGACCAAUCAAAGGAAGAGGACUCCACAAUCUCUAUUCUUCCAACCUCUUUACCACAAAUCCACCGUGCAAAUAUGCUGGCACAAGGCUUGCCGGCUGCUUCCAAGAUAUCACCUUUGGUAACCAAAAAAUCAAAGACAAGAUGGCAUUUUGGUAUACGAUCCCGUUCCUACCCAUUAGAUGUGAUGGGUGAGAUUUAUAUUGCAUUAAAGAACCUUGGUGCAGAGUGGGCAAAGCCUUCUGAAGAAGACCUAUGGACUAUCAGGGUGAGAUGGAAGUAUGAUUCAGAUGAAUCCAGACUUAUCGAAGAUGGUGUUAAGAAAAUUCCAAACCUAAUGAAAAUUGUAAUUCAAUUGUUUCAAAUAGAAACUAAUAACUACUUAGUUGACUUCAAGUUUGACGGUUGGGAGAGUACUUACGGUGACUCAACUAUUUCAACCAAUAUGUCUGAGGAUGAGAUGAGUACCUUUUCGGCAUACCCAUUCUUGCAUUUGACAACUAAACUUAUCAUGGAAUUGGCUGUAAACAGUCAAGGAAACUAG